This is a messenger RNA of Anoplopoma fimbria (sablefish), 3808 nucleotides long. RefSeq names its product neural cell adhesion molecule L1.1-like. Gene Ontology annotation, molecular function: protein binding. NCBI's taxonomy places the organism in Eukaryota, Metazoa, Chordata, Actinopteri, Perciformes, Anoplopomatidae. Gene Ontology annotation, cellular component: axon; plasma membrane. The record is from RefSeq and is a predicted model, not a curated record. Gene Ontology annotation, biological process: axon guidance; cell-cell adhesion.
CCUGCUCCUCCUCCUCCUCCUCCCUCUGUCCUUCCUCUCCUCCACGCCGCCGCCGCUCAGGGAGCCAUCGUCAUCCCCAAAGACUUGUCCCAGCCUCCGGUCCUGACAGUGAUGCCGGAGUCGUACACAGCCUUCUCUCAGGAGGACGUCUAUCUGCCCUGUGAGGCCUCCGGUAACCCGCCACCCACUUUCCGCUGGAUGAAGGACGGCGAGGCGUUCGGCCCUGAGAGCACAGAGUCCGGGACGCUGAGGGCCGAAGACGAGGAGCCCAUCGAAUCGUUCGAGGGCUACUACCGCUGCUACGCCUCCAACAUGCUGGGGACCGCCGUCACAAAGACCAUCCAGGUCAUCGUGGAGGCUCAACCAGUUCUUCUGAAGCAAGAGAAGGUUUAUAAGAAAGCUCACGAGGGAGACAGCAUCAUCCUGUCCUGUAGCCCUCCUCAGAGCUCCACUCCUCCACACAUCCACUGGAUGGACAGGAGGAUGGUGCACAUCAAGCAGAACGACAGAGUGAUGGUCGGCCUGGACGGGAACUUGUACUUUUCUAAUCUGCUGAAGAGCGACAGCAGAGACGACUACAUCUGCAACGCCCAGUACACGGCGGCCAGGACGGUCCUCCCCAGUACGGCCGUCAGCCUCACUGUCAUGUCCAGUAAUGAUGUCAGUCAUGCCAGGAAGCCCCACCUCUUCCGUCCCAUUGGCUCCCACACGGCUGUGUCGGCCCUCAGGCAUCAGAGCGUCACCUUAGAAUGUAUCCCCAAAGGCCUACCGACGCCAAAGGUGGAGUGGAAAAAGAAGGACGGAAACCUGGAAGAGACGACCGGCCGAGUGGAGUCCCACGACCGCUGGCUCUACUUCGACAAAAUCACGCAGAACGACGAUGGCGAGUACGAGUGCAGGGCCUUCAACAUCCACGGCUCCACCUCGCACUCCUUCACUCUCACCGUGGAAGCGUCUCCUUUCUGGGUGAAGGAGCCUCAGAACCUGCUCUACUCUCCCGGGGAAACAGUUCGACUGGACUGUCAGGCUGAAGGCAUCCCGACGCCCGCCAUCACCUGGAGCAUCAACGGUCAGCCCGUCUCAGAUGUGGAUGAGGAUCCUCGUCGGACCGUGUCGGGUGGAGUGUUGAUACUGAGGGACGUUGAGUUUGCUGACACCGCCGUGUAUCAGUGCGAGGCCACCAACAAACACGGCUCCAUCCUCCUCAACACCUACCUCUACGUCGUCGAGCUGCCUCCUCAGAUCCUGUCCUCUGAUGGAGUGGUGUACAGAGUCAUCGAGGGCGGAGACAUCACGCUGCACUGUGAAACCUUCGGCUCGCCACGGCCGCACGUCACAUGGGAGGGCGAGGAGCGGCUUCCUCUGCUGUCGGACCCUCGCGUCGCCCUGCUGACCAACGGCUCCAUCACGCUGUCCGGCGUCGACCACCAAGACAAAGGAGAGUACACCUGCACCAUCAAACACACCAACAUCUCCGUCACUGCUCACCUGGAAGUCUUCAAUCGCACCGUGAUCCUGACGAGCCCGCAGGAAGUGAGAACGCUCAGAGGAACCAGCGCUCUGCUGGACUGUCGGUUCUACAGAGACCCUCAGCUGCUCAAGUACCAGAUCGUCUGGAGGAAAGACGGACAUAAGCUGCAGGAGUCGUCUCCAGAUGACAAGUACACGUUCUUUAGGAAUGGCACCCUGAAAGUGUCGGACAUCCAACCAGACGACAGCGCUUCUUAUUCCUGUGAGGUCUUCACUGACCUCGACGACGUAACGGCCAGUGGCUCCAUCACCGUCGUAGCGCGACCGGACCCUCCAAAGGAUCUGUCUCUGUCUGAGGUUCAGGACCGCAGCAUCACUCUCAGCUGGAUCCCAGGACACUCACACAACAGCCCCACCACAGAGUUCAUCGUGGAGGUCAGGGAGGAGCAGCACAGAGAGGAGAAGCAUUGGAACUGGGAGAAGUUGAAGAGCGUUCCUGGUGACUUCAACCACGUGGAGCUGACCCUUGACCCCUACUGCACCUACCGCUUCAGGGUCAUCGCCGUCAACGAGAUCGGCCUCAGCGACCCCAGCAGACCCUCGGGAAACUACAGCACGCCGCCAGCCGUUCCGGGGAUGAACCCCCGCGGUGUCCGCAGCGACUCCACCGACCCAAAGACGCUGAUCAUCACAUGGGAUGAGAUGGACAAGCGCUCCCACUACGGCGUGGGCUUCCAGUACAAGGUGUUUUGGCGGAAGGCUGGAGGGACGAACGUCCACUGGAACCACGCCGACGUCCAGUCUCCUCCGUUCAUGGUGAACAACACGGGAACGUACACGCCCUUUGAGAUCAAAGUCCAGGCGGUGAACUCUGUGGGAGAUGGACCGGCACCGGUACCGGAGGUCGGACACUCGGGAGAGGAAGAGCCGGAGGAAGCUCCCACCGGAGUCACAACCACCGUGAUGAACAGCACAGUCAGAGUCCAGUGGAACGAAGCCCAGAACGUCAGAGGUCUGCUGCUGGGAUACAAGAUCUACGUCAGGAGGUUGGGUCCACGAAGCAGUCGGGUCCGGAGGUCUUUCUUCAAUCUGCACAGGGAGAAAGAGAGAUCGGAGCGAGGGAAGGAGAGAGAGAGGGAGAUGAAGCAGGAAAUAAACAGCAGCGGCAACAAGACCUCAAAGGAUCUGAUGGGUCUGCAGAUGUACUCUAACUAUGAGCUGUCCAUCAGCACCUUAAACAGCAAAGGGGAGAGCCCUCAGUCCCCCCCGCACCACUUCAGCACCCCGGAGGGAGUGCCUGAUCCUCCUGCAUCGCUGAGGUUUGAUAGUCCCUCAGAGAAAUCCCUGAUCCUCUACUGGACCCCUCCAGUUCAAACCAAUGGCAUCCUGCUGGGAUACAUACUCCAGUAUCAAAAGGAGGUGGAGAGCAGAGACAGCGAGCUGAAGAUAGAUACAAUCGACGACCCCGAUAAGACCCACUAUGAGUUGGACACUCUGGACCCCAGCAGCCAUUACAUCUUCAAAGUGAUCGCUCGCACCGCCACCGGAGCCGGACCCCCCAUCACGCGGAGGGGCGCCACCCUGCUGGAAGGAGUUCCUCCGUCCCACGUCAGCAUAGUUUCCAGCAACACGUCGCUCAACCUGAGCUGGGUGCCGGGAGAGCGAGACAGGAACCACGGCUUCAUCAUCCGCUACCUCCGGAAGAGUCUCGGGGGCGAGUGGACGGACUCGGAGGUGGUGAACUCCACGCAGGGUUUCUAUUCGCUGACGGGCCUCCAGCCAGGAUCUGAGUACCACCUCAUGAUCAAACACGGGAACAACACUCAGUGGGAAAAUAUGACGAGGACCAUCGGACCAGUGCCGUCGCUGAUACGCGAUGGGUUCGCCGCCCAAGGCUGGUUGAUAGGACUCAUCAGCGCCAUCUUGCUGCUGGUGCUGAUCCUGCUCAUCCUCUGCCUCAUCAAACGAAGCAAGGGCGGCAAAUACGCAGUGAAAGACAAAGAAGACAAGGAGGUGGACUCUGAAGCCCGGCCCAUGAAAGAUGAGACCUUUGGAGAGUACAGCGAUGCGGAUGAGAAGCGUUCGGACAGCCAGCCGUCUCUGUGCGGUGAGAGUAAGAUGGGCAGCGACGACUCCCUGGCCGAGUACGGAGACAGCGUGGACAUCCAGUUCAACGAGGACGGCUCCUUCAUCGGCCAGUACAGCAACCGGGCCCCCCGCCCCCACGGCAACGAGAGCUCCGGCCCCGUCCCCGUCAACGCCGUCCCGCCUCCCCCCGCUCCAUCCAUGACGAGCAUCAUCAACCGGCCCAGCUAGACACACACACACACACACACAC